Messenger RNA from Prunus armeniaca (apricot), 192 nucleotides. Lineage: Eukaryota; Viridiplantae; Streptophyta; Magnoliopsida; Rosales; Rosaceae. The record is from the annotation of a GenBank genome assembly.
AUGGCUUGUAACCAUUGGGCAAUGUGGCCUGGUGGGUCCAACAGUAAAAAAAUUGAAAAUCAGCUGCUGACGUUAGCAGCCCGAGGGCAACAGCCCAGUCAAAAUCUGCCCUUGGACUUGCUAGGGGGGCCUUUUGCCCAGUUUAAUAGCAACGCUGGAGCUGCUCUAAACCUCAUUCAGAUAGGCCCUUGA